This is a messenger RNA of Jaculus jaculus (lesser Egyptian jerboa), 477 nucleotides long. RefSeq names its product lipocalin 10 (gene Lcn10). Gene Ontology annotation, molecular function: small molecule binding. The record is from RefSeq and is a predicted model, not a curated record. NCBI's taxonomy places the organism in Eukaryota, Metazoa, Chordata, Mammalia, Rodentia, Dipodidae. The coding region runs from base 1 to 477 and encodes 158 amino acids. The transcript is spliced from 5 exons.
AUGAAUCUGGCCCUGGUUCUGGCCGUGAAGUCCCAGAUACAGGAAUAUUUCCCCAAGGAGGCCCGUGCCCUCAACUGGAGCAAGUUUUCAGGGUUCUGGUACAUUAUCGCUGUUGCCCCAGACACCCGAGGAUUCCUGCCGGCUAGAGACAAGAGGAAGCUGGGGUCAUGUGUGGUGACAGCGCACAAGAUGGGCCAGCCUAAGGUGACUGUGGCCUUUAACCGGCCUCAGGGGUGUCAGUCCCAGGAGGUGACCCCGAGGAAAGACAGGAAGAAGGCCGUGUUCAGAAACACCUCGAAGGGGGUGAAAGCCUUCCACGUGCUGUCCACUGACUACAGGUGUGGCUUGCUUUACGUCCGCCUGGGCCACGCUGGCAGCAACCACAAGAGUCUGCUGCUCUUUAACAGAUGGAACAUUUGCAGCUUCUCGAGUUCUCUGAGAAUUCAUGGACACAUGCCAUGUUCUGAAGCUCACUAA